AUGAUUAAGUCAAAUUCUCAAAGCAAUGCAGGAUGUUCAAAAGAAGAGAGCUUUCCAAAGAAUAGAUAUAAAUCAUGUAGUAGAAUAAAAAAUUUGGCCACAACAAAUUUUAAGAAAAAUGAUAAAGAAUUAAAUAGAUCUUUUACAUUUCAUAAUAAUUCUAUAAAAUAUAAAAAACAGCAUAGUGAAGAUAUAGGAAAUUAUUCAUGGACAUUACUAAAUGAAGAAGCAAAAAAAGAAGCGAAAAAAGAAUAUGAAUUUUGUAUUGAUAAAAAUAAAUAUAAAAUUAUUUGCAUUUUAAGAAAAUAUAUAAAAUAUUUUUGCAAUUUAAAAAAAAAAACAUAUGAAGAUAAUUGUUACACAAAUAGUUUGAGCACAACAAAAAGUAUAGGAACAUUCAGUAGCUCCGAAAACAUAACAAACUUUACAAAUAUAUUUAAUAAUAGUAGUAAUUCUAUACAUAUAUAUGAUGAGUAUAAUAACGGAAAUGUUCCUUUUCACACACAAAAAAAAAAACAUAUCCCGAUAUUUAUAGAUUAUGUAAAAAUGAAAGAAAAACCAUUUAAUGAAACCUUCAGCAAAUUAAAAAAAAAUGAAGAAUGGUCAUUACAAGAUAAUAGAAUUAUAUAUUUUUUAGAAAAAGUAAUUAUUUCCAUAUUAAAUAUAUUUAAUAAAUACAACAACGAAACAGAUGAAAUUAAUAUUGUACACAAACUAAGCAAAAUAGAAAAUGGAAAACGUGAAAUAAAAACCCCUUUCUUAAUAUUCAAAAAUGAAAAUUAUGAAGAAAUAUUUUUAAUUAAAUUUUAUUCUUCAUUUCCUUUUAAAAUUAUGAUAUAUUCAAUAAUUAUGAUAUUCAUAUCUAUAAUACAUUUUUUUAUUUUAUAUUAUAUUUUGUUAAAAAAUAUGCUAUAUAAUGAAUACAAUACUAUUAUUUUUUAUAGCAUUUUUAAAUUUAUUUUAGACAUAUUAUAUUUUACAUUUUUUGUUAUAUAUACAUUUUUAUUUAAUACUAAUUGUAUAGAUAAAAUGGCUAUCUAUUCUUAUAAAUCUUGUUAUUUAUUUAUAUCUUUAAUAUUUAUACACAACAUUGUUUUAUUACAUUUUAAUCCUUCCUCUUUCUCGCUACCUAGCACUAAAUUAAUAAAAUAUAUAAAUAAAUACACCUAUAAAAAUUAUGCUAUUUUAUUAAAUAAUGCAUAUAUGUGUAUAUUUUGUUUUUUAAGAAAUUAUAUAAUUCUUUAUAAUUUUUUAUUAAAUUUAAAAUUUUCCAUAUUUUUUAUAAUUAUUACUAUAUUUUUACCAUUUUAUGCAUUUUUUUUUUACCCAAAUUUACAAACUGAUAUAUAUAUAUCUACAUUUAUAUUUCCUAUUUUAUGUGUUUUACCAAUUGUUAUUUCGUUAUAUAUUCAGUACCAAUACGAGUUUAAUAAAAGAAUUACAUGUAUAGACAUGAAUGAAAAUAGAAAAAAAGUACAUAGCCAUUAUAUAACCAAAUAUUUUUCUAUAGACAAUUCUAUACCUACUUCUCCAAUAGAAGAUAUUCUAACAAAUCUAAAAUCCAUAUUAGAUUAUACUAAAAAUUUAGAAGAAAAUGAAGAAGGAAAUGAUAACAAAAUUAUAGAAUUAAAUAAAAUCCAAGAAAAAAUUAAAACUUGUGAAAAUAUAUUAAGAACACAAAAUUUAAAUGAAGUGCCAGUAUGUAAAUAUAGAAAAUUUGAAAAAGUCUAUAAUAUGUGGUGUUUAGAUCAAUAUGAAAAAAAAGAUGAAAUCAAUUCUUUUUUAUCUCAAAAUCCUAAUAAAAAAUCUGUUACCUCAUUUUUUAAUAUGCAUUCUUUAUUAUCGACGAAAUUUCAAGAUCAAUAUAAUGAUAUAUAUGAUUGGAAUGCUGAUAUUGAACUUAUUUACAAACGUAAUAUAUUUAUAUCAAUUGGUUAUAAAUUAUUAUAUCCUUUGGGAGUAUUAGAAACUAACUUUAAUACUGAAAAAUUAAAAAAUUUUCUUCUAAAAAUUUAUUCCCUUUAUAAUGAUCUUCCCUAUCAUAAUAGCUUCCACGCUGCUCAGGUAGCACACUUUACCAAAAGCAUGCUUUUCAUGUUGGAUCUAAAUCAAAAAAUAUCCGGAAUAGAUGAAUUUUGUUUACAUGUUUCUUCUUUAUGCCAUGAUGUUGGGCACCCAGGGCUUAACAAUUUUUUUUUAAUAAAAUCAGAAAAUGAACUCGCAUUAACUUAUAAUGAUAGUAAUGUAUUAGAGAACUAUCAUUGCUCAUUAGUUUUUAAAACCUUAAAAGAUCCGAGUUGCAAUAUAUUUGGAAAUUAUCCUAAUAAUAUAUUUAUUACAUGCAAAAAAAAUAUUAUCCGAGCAAUAUUAUCGACAGAUAUGAAAAACCAUUUUGAAUAUAUAUCUACUUUUCGAACUAAUAGAGAAUUUAUAGAUUAUGAAAAUUUAACAAAUGAUCAAUUAUGGCAAAUAUUCUGCCUAAUAUUAAAAGGGUCCGAUAUUGGACAUUCAACAUUAGAAUGGAAAAAACAUCUUGAAUGGACCUUAAAAAUUAAUGAAGAAUUUUAUUUACAAGGUUUAUUAGAAAAAUCUUUAAACAUGUCUAAAAGUUUUUUAUGUGAUACAAUCUCUAUUGACAAAUUGGCGAUUUCUCAAAUAGAUUUUUUAAAACAUUUAUGUAUUCCUUUAUUUAAUGAACUAAAUUAUAUUUCAAAAAAUAAUGAGAUUUAUAAUAAUUGUAUUUCCGCGAUUGAAAAUAAUAUAGAGCAAUGGGAAAAAAAUAAAAAUAACCCAAAAAAUCUUGGGUUGCAAGAAAAAUAUCAAGAUGAUAAUACAGUUGAAAAAAUUAAGCUUUAA
Molecule: messenger RNA, 2856 nt
Organism: Plasmodium berghei ANKA
Lineage: Eukaryota; Apicomplexa; Aconoidasida; Haemosporida; Plasmodiidae
Product: cGMP-specific 3',5'-cyclic phosphodiesterase alpha, putative
Exons: 3
Coding region: 1-2856 (951 amino acids)
Biological process (GO): signal transduction
Molecular function (GO): 3',5'-cyclic-nucleotide phosphodiesterase activity
Source: RefSeq, a predicted model, not a curated record